Linum trigynum is the source of this 784-nucleotide messenger RNA. The record is from the annotation of a GenBank genome assembly. Lineage: Eukaryota; Viridiplantae; Streptophyta; Magnoliopsida; Malpighiales; Linaceae.
UCUCCUUCCAUACACACACAUACACACGUAAAAAUGGCGGAUCCAAAGCAAGGUGCAACGGUGGCGAAAGGGCACGAAGAAGCGAUGAAGAUGGCGGUAUCCCUCCUGAAGGAGUUCGGGCUGCCGGAAGGGAUGCUGCCGCUGGAGGAAAUGGUGGAGGCCGGCUACGUGAAGGAAACGGGAUACUUCUGGAUCGUGCAGAAGAAGGGGACGAAGCACCUUUUCAAGAUGAUCAGCAAGCAGGUGAGCUACGACGCCGAGAUCAGCGGGUACAUCGAGAAGAACAAGGCGAAGAAGAUGAAAGGUGUGAAAGCCAAGGAGCUGAUGCUGUGGCCUCCGGUCAACGAGAUCGUCGUCGACGAUCCCCCUACCGGGAAAGUUCACUUCAAGAGCCUUGGUGGCAUCACCAAGACUUUCCCUGUCCAGGCUUUUGCCGCCGGCCAGUAGUAAGCUAAGCUAGUCUUUCUCUCGGUGGCAUCGCCGAUAUAUAUAUAUAUAUUAAUUAAGGUUCGAUACUACUAUGUUUACGGCGGGUGAGAGAUCUCGAUUUAAAUUUAAUGCUGUCUUUUCACUUUUUUGGACAACGAGAUCGUCACACUAUGUUGGUUGGUGGCAAGACGAGAACACCCAUCCUCACCAUAUGGGGUUGGGUUUGACUGAGAUGGUAAUUGUUGUUAUGAGCAACCGUUAUCAAAAUACUCUUAAUCAUUUAUGUUAGCAUGGUGUUAACACUUAAAAUGAUAGCAUUUUAUCCAGUCUUAUCUAAUUAAAGAGUGUGGAAGAU